This is a messenger RNA of Folsomia candida, 966 nucleotides long. Its product is annotated as trypsin-1. The record is from RefSeq and is a predicted model, not a curated record. NCBI's taxonomy places the organism in Eukaryota, Metazoa, Arthropoda, Collembola, Entomobryomorpha, Isotomidae. Gene Ontology annotation, molecular function: serine-type endopeptidase activity. The transcript has 5 exons. Gene Ontology annotation, biological process: proteolysis. The coding region runs from base 92 to 871 and encodes 259 amino acids.
UAUAAAUUCCUUAAAUACCACUAUUCUGCAUACACUUGCCUCAUUCUUGUAUCGACUCUUAGAUCAUUUCCCCCACCAAAACGAGACAAAAAUGAUUUUAGCCGUUUUAUUUGCCUGUUCGGGCCUCGUAAUGCUAUCAUCAGCAAACCCAGCUCCCGGUCCUAUCGACCAGUUGAUUGUUGGUGGCACUAAGGCGAAAAAGGGUGAAUUUCCAUGGCUCGUUUUAAUCAAGGCGAACGAUCGACAAUACUGCGCCGGAACGAUUAUCAACGAAAACUGGAUUCUCACCGCGGCCCAUUGUUCCAGCCUUUCGGCCGGCGCUUACACCGUCACUGCUGGCGAAUACAUCCAAAGUGCGGAUGACGGGACGGAACAAACUGUCGAAGUGUCAGAUGUCAUUGCCCACGAGGAAUUCGAUGACGUCAGCUACAAGAAUGACAUCGCCCUGUUCAAGUUAGCGUCUCCGUUGACAUUUUCCAGCUGUGUGCAACCCGGUAAGAUUGCCACACAAGGAACUCAGGCUGCCAAGAAGUUGCUCGCUUGCGGGUGGGGUCGGACAAGGUCAGGAGGUCAAGCUAGUGACACCCUGCUCAAGGUCACCGUCCCCCUUCAACCAGACUCCAAAUGCGAGAGGGCUUACCGAAACAAGCCGUACCCAUUUUUAAGGGAAAGUGAGAUUUGUGCUGGAGAAGGUGGCAAGGAUACGUGCCAAGGGGAUUCAGGCGGUCCGUUGCAUCAGGGAGUCAGCUCGAGUGAUAAAACUGUGGUGGGUGUGGUUUCGUACGGCGAGGGAUGCGCGGAUCCGAACUACCCGGGAGUUUAUACAAAAAUUGCAUAUUACCAGGACUGGAUUUCGAGCCAUAUGGAUUAACAAAAUUGAUAAUGUACUGAUAAGAUUUCGGCAAAAAAUGUUUCAGCAAAUAAUAAAUAACAUCAUUGCAAUUAAAUACAUUUCGGAUAGUUUGA